UACAUCCUGGCCUUUCAGCGUUACUGAAAUACUGGAUGGAGGAGGCGAGGCGCAUCAGCUGUGUUCCUCGCACGAAGCGAAGGAGUCCUAGUCCGUGCUGCUCCAUCCGGAGAGCGCGCGGUGCGCACAGCUGAGCUCGUGUCCAGCCGUUUGUCGCGCGGGAUAAAGACAAGAACCCUUCUUCUCCGUAAGCGACACGCAGCGGCUGUGGACAUGGACGGCUACGGGCUCUCCGGCGACCUGCUGGGAGGGAGGGAGGUCCUGGGUGAGGACAGCUCGGUCAUGGCACGCAUGCAGAAGAAGUUCUGGAAGACGAAGCAGGUUCUGAUCAAGGCCACGGGCAAGAAGGAGGACGAAUACGUGGUCGCGUCCGACGCGGACCUGGACGCCAAGCUGGAGUUCUUCCGGUCAGUGCAGAUUACAUGUACGGAGCUUCUGAAGGUGAUUGAAAAGUACCAGCAACGAAUAACAAGCUUGUCCCAGGAGGAGAACCAGCUGGGGCUCUUCCUGCGCUUCCAGGCUGAACACAACCGAACCAAAGCAGGCAGCAUGAUGGAUGCCACCAGCAAAGCACUGUGUGCCUCAGCCAAAAUGAGGCUAGCGCUCUGCCCACCCCUGCGGCGGAUGGAGCAGGAGGUGGAGACAUUCCGACGACGUGCCAUCGCAGACAGCCUGCAGACAGUGAGCCGCAUGGAAACAGCCCGCACCGAGUACCGGGGGGCUCUGCUCUGGAUGAAGGACGUGUCACAGGAACUCGACCCUGACACCUACAAACAGCUGGAGAAGUUCCGCAAGGUUCAGGCACAGGUGAGGAGCACCAAGGUGCAGUUUGACAAGCUAAAGAAUGACGUGUGCCAGAAGGUGGACAUGCUGGGAGCCAGCCGCUGCAACAUGCUGUCCCACUCGCUGGGUACUUACCAGACCACCCUGCUGCAUUUCUGGGAGAAGACGGCUCAGAUGAUGUCUGAGAUCCAGGAGGCCUUCCAGGGUCACGUGCAGUACCAGUUCACCACUCUCAAGGAUCUGCGAGACCCCCUUGAGCAGCUGGCUGAAGGAGAGCGUGUCCAGGACAGGAAGGAGGGUGCUAUCCAGACACAAGCAGAUAAGUUGAUCUCCCUGGAAGAAGAGAAGGCAGGUGACUCCAAUGCUGAGGCUGUUGCUGCCUCCAGUGCUGAUGGCCAGGAGAAGGACAGUGGGAGCUCCCUAUGUGCCAGUCUGGACUCUGUACUGUGUGAGCUAACUGGUCCCCUGAGCACGGGCAGCACGCGCAGCCUCCUCCUCCUGACGUCCCUUGUGCCCCAGUCCGCGCAGUCUUGCCAUCCCAGUGCCCCUGCUGAAACCAUAGCGCCCCCUGGUGGCUGCCUCCUCUCAGCCAGGGAAGCCCCAGAGUUCAGUUCUUCUGCAUAUCUGGAUCUUGGGAUCAGAGACCUGCUCUCUGAGAGCCAGCAGCAGGACCCUGAGGUGGGUCAUGAUACUGGAGACCUGUCCUUUUUGAAGGAGUUGCUGAGUCCAGGGUCUAUAGGAGCGGAUGAGUUCAGCCCCCAGUGGCAGGAUGUCUUCGACAGCUUGGAACCCACGGCUGCUUAUACUCCAGCUGCACCUGCUGGCGCUCCAGUCCUCUCCCACUCCCAGCCUUCUAGUCCAACCGGUUUCCUGCCCUCUCAGCUACUGGACCAGAGCCUCAGCUCCACAGGCUGGGCAACUCCACCCAUGUUCCAGGCCCCACCCAUGCAGCCCCCACAGCCUAAAGGUCAGGCCUCUCAGAAUGCAAGUGGACCCAAGACCCAAACAGCUAAUGCUCCCAGGUUCUCAACUCGGGACAUGUCUGCCUGGUUCAGCCUCUUUGCUGACCUGGAUCCUCUGUCCAAUCCGGAUGCCAUUGGCCGCAGUGAAGAGGAUCUGCUGAAUGCCUGAGUGAAGGGCAGCUAGCAGCUGCUGUGUGUCUUGCUCUUUGCGUGUUUGGACAACCAUCUUUAUCUCUCUCUUUUGUGUGCAUAUACACACAUGCUGGUGCACAUAUUUUUACAAGCACAGUUCUCCUUGGUCAGGUCUGUGGUUUUACAGGAAGACUGAGGUUCACUAAGCAGCAUUGAACCUAUGAGAUGGGGAGGUGUAAUGAAAAUGUAUUCAACAUGGAAGACUGAUCAUGUGUCAUUACUAAAUAUCAAAUCAGCUAUUGUAUGUGUUCAUAUCACAGGCCUUUCUUCAAAGUGCUGCAGCCCUGCGUGGACAGAUUAGAGGUGCUAUAUGUACAUCUUUGGGUGCAAAAAGUCCCUCAGUGUUAGGGUUUAAAGCAGGGUUCUAUACCUUUCAUGAAAACAUGUAACAAUCUGUAUGUAUGUUUUUAAAGAUGGAGGAAUAUUAUGCUUAAGGGUUUCAUUUCUUAUAGACAAUCGAUAGGAACAGAUUGUGUUAUGCAAAGAAAAAAAUGUAAAAGUAAUGCAUUUAGUAUCAGAACUUUAAAGGGAUUUAUGCCUUUCAAGUCCCUCAUCACACUUGGGCUUGGAGUCAUAGAAUGAACAGUUACAAAGUAUUAAAACUUUGGUGUUAAAUGAUGGUAAAAGUGUCAAGGUCCCAUUCAUGCUAAGUUUAGCAGCAGGUGCCUCAGAUGGGUGAUUUUAUUUAAAGAAUGUGAUGCUAAGAAUUUGUUAUACACACCACAAUUUUUAUCUCUUUAAGAGAAGUAAUGUGUGGCUACUUACCUGUAUUAUUAAAAGUAUUACUGCUGGGGAUGUUUUAAUCUAAAACCCACAUGUUGUACUCAGAGUGCUGUCCAUCAUGGCUGCAGUCUGUUGUGAAACAGCAGAGGGGACAGGAAUGAUCAGUGCUUUCCUUGCUGGCCUUCAGGAAGCAUUCAGAGAGAUUUCAGUGCAGCACCACCUGCAACAUCCACUCAAAGAUGAUAUUCUCAUCAACACAUAAUUGAAUCCACUGGAAGUAACUUUAUUCAGUGACCUCUGACUGCAGUGGAAUGUCCAUAUCAGUUUAGUUCAUGGGACAUACACACUUAUGGGGAUGUGUGCAGUCAUUACUCACGGUAUGAUCAGUGGGAAUUUGGUUGAUGUCCGGUACCACGUUGGUGCUGACACUUAAAACAAUGAUAAUUUCAUCCAUCAAAAGCUGAAACAUAUUUGCCCCUUUUGCAAUUACAUCAAUAGCUUUUAUUUUGGCAUAAUAGUGAUAUAAAUGUUCACUGCAGGUAAAAAUACAAGAAUGACAAGUAAAAUUUUACUAAUUUUGCCCCACUGUUGUAUCACACAACUGUACUGUAAUAUCACAUAUUAAAAAUUUGUUUAAUUCUGGAAGAGUUUUUCUUUGCAAAAACAAAAGAAGCCAUAGUUAUAACUAACAAAGAAAUGCUCUUAAUUGCUUCAUUGUUUUGAUAACUAUCAGCUAACAAUGGCCCUAUACCAGCAAGGAAUUCUGGAUAAAUAUUUGUCUGUGGCCCAUCAAGACAAGCCAGUAUGGUAUUACCUAACAACUAGCUCUUUGACUCCAGUGCCAUUGUGUUGUGUGGCUGAACAAGUACUUGUAGACAGACAUUUUUAAAGAAAUGUAGCUUUAAUACGUUCACGUCGUACAGGCAGCCUCGGUUUACUCACACUGGAGAAGAGAUGAUGGACUAGAUUGAAAAGCACAACAUUUUAUAAAAAAAAAAAAAAAAAAAAAAA
This is a messenger RNA of Scleropages formosus (Asian bonytongue), 3671 nucleotides long. RefSeq names its product islet cell autoantigen 1-like (gene ical1). Lineage: Eukaryota; Metazoa; Chordata; Actinopteri; Osteoglossiformes; Osteoglossidae. Bases 214 to 1914 code for a protein of 566 amino acids. Gene Ontology annotation, biological process: regulation of transport. Gene Ontology annotation, molecular function: protein domain specific binding. The transcript has 16 exons. The record is from RefSeq and is a predicted model, not a curated record. Gene Ontology annotation, cellular component: Golgi apparatus.